CGGCUGAGCAGUAGUAGACAGUCGUUGAUCGCGUCGAAUAGAGUAGUAUCACAUGAUAUUUUUCCUAAUAUCACCCGGAUUUCUCACUUGAUCAUUGUUUAUUCAAACUCACAGAAUCACAGGUUACUGGUUCUGAUUGAAUUCUCACACCUUGUGUAACAUUCAACGUGACUCAAGUGACAUUUGAAUUUUAAAUCACCUAUCAAUGGAUGUAGAUAAAUGGACGUGUCCCAACGAUAGACAUCUUGCACUCCGUGCUAAGUAAGUAACAAACCUUGAACUGGCCGUUGUAAAUUUGUACACUAUCUGUGACCUUUGUUGGAACUGCACUAUAGGCAUAUAACUGGAAUUUGUACCUGUAUAAAAUAUGGCUGUGAGAUCUGGUGGAAUUAAGAAGUGGACAUGCCCAGAUGACAGACAACUGGCCCUCAGGGCAAAGUUGGGAACUGGUUGGUCCUUCCACACAAAUGAAGCGAGUCGAUAUCGUAAAAAUGAAGGAUUAUCACGGGAAGAGCAGGACUCUAUUCAGAGAGUUCUGGAAAGAGCGGAUAGGCUGGAAAAAAUGGAGGAAGAGCGGAUUGGACGCCUGGUUGAGAAGUUAGAUAAUAUGCGUAAAAAUGCUCUCGGUAAUGGCAAUACACAGUGUGUACUAUGUGGUGACGAGUUUGGUCUAUUAGGCGCCUCGCCGCUCGAAUGUCAUGAUUGUGGAAAGGCUGUGUGUACAAAAUGCGGUGUGGAUACAACGAAUAGCCAGAGAGAUGCCAUUUUGCUUUGCAAGUUAUGUAGCGAGCAUCGAGAGAUGUGGAAAAGAUCUGGUGCAUGGUUUUUUAAAAGUAUUCCAAAAUACUGUCUACCGGAAAAGAAAAUGGAUACACAGAAAUAUCAGACUGUUGGGGGCAGGCGAAUCGAAGCAAAGACAAGAAAUCGUAAACCAGGAGGUGGUAGGAACUACAACACCUGGUCACGGGCUGGAUACGCAAGUGAAUCUGAAUCUGAAUCUUCUAGCAGUUCCGAUGAUGAAGUCAGUAUUGGGCGAAAGCGGAAACCAAAGCGACAUGAUUCAGAUCUCAGUCGUACAAGUUCAGUACGUUCUGCCACAAGUGCAUCAGCAACAAUUGAAGAAGAUGAUGUAGACAGAGCAUUCAACCAUUAUGGGACCAACGAUAUCCGUGGCUCUGGGCGUGGUUAUCACUCACAGCAUCCAUCGUACUCACAGCACCAGACGCCGUACUCACAACAACAACAACAACAACAACAUCAACCAGCGUAUGCCCAACAGCAGUCACCAUAUGCACAAGAAUCGUCGGCUCCACACAGUCCAGUUAAGGAAAGAGAAAUCACGCCUCCUCCACAGGAAGUUUUACUCGAGUCUAGUCCAGAUGAUGACUUUGGAACUCACCUUGGCACCUUAGAAUAUUCAGCUUUGUAUGAUGGCAUAAACAAUGCAUUACACAUCACAAUACUAAGAGCCAAAGGACUGAAAGCUAUGGAUUCUAAUGGAUUAUCAGAUCCAUAUGUCAAGUUACAUCUAUUGCCGGGAGCAAGCAAGGAAAUCAAAUGUAAUUCUAACUUUAUAGCGAUACUGAAAGCAGCGAAUGCUUGGACAGAGAUAUUAUCUGUCUUGGAUGAGGAUAAAUUUGGUCACAAUGAUUUCAUUGGAGAACAUAGAUUGCCACUGAAGAAGCUCACACCGCACCAAACCAAGAACUUCAAUGUCUACUUAGAAAAACCACUUCCGCUUGAAAAGGAUGAUGAACUCGCAUCAGUGAUCCGAGGUAAAACAGUUUACCUAAAAUAUGUUACUAGACAACAGCAGUUAGUUGUUGGUAUUGUACGAUGUGUCAUUCUCUGUACAUGUUCUGUUUGUAGUUAUCUGAAGCCAGAUCAGGGCAAAAGAACAAAAUUCAAGACUCCAAUUAAAAAGAAGACUCUCAAUCCUGAAUUUCAUGAAGAGUUUGUGUAUGAUGUAAAACUGAGUGAAUUGGCAAAGAAGACAUUGGAGUUGACAGUCUGGGAUAAAGAUAUCGGAAAGAGCAAUGACUAUAUUGGUGGCAUUCAGCUUGGUAUCCAUGGCAAAGGUGACAGACUGAAGCAUUGGUUUGAAACAUUAAAGAACCCAGACAAAAAGUUUGAGAGGUGGCACACGCUAUCAGAGGAACACUUUGAUGAUGCUUAAUAUUAUAUUUAUGUCAAAAAAUGUGUAGUAUAUCACCAAAUAUAAAUAUAUAAUAAAUAAUAUUAAUCUGAAAGAGCCUUAAAAUAUAUAGUUAAUAAUAUUAAUCUGACAUAGCCUUACAGUUUAUUACUGUGGUGCUGAUAUCCUGCUGUUGUUAAAGAAUUAAUGUUCAAUGUAAAUUAUUGGCAGGAAAUGAAACUGGCAAAUUGUACAUUACCGUAACAUUCUCAGUUUUCCCAUAAGACAUUUAAAUGCAUAGAUAUUUAGAUUUUUAAUUGUACAUAUAUGGUACUGAUGAAAUUUAAUGUUGCUGGAGCUAUGAUGUCACAAGAUUGUGUAUUUUAACCCCCCCCCCC
Molecule: messenger RNA, 2532 nt
Organism: Saccoglossus kowalevskii
Lineage: Eukaryota; Metazoa; Hemichordata; Enteropneusta; Harrimaniidae
Product: rabphilin-3A-like
Biological process (GO): intracellular protein transport; regulation of calcium ion-dependent exocytosis; exocytosis
Cellular component (GO): synaptic vesicle; synapse; membrane
Molecular function (GO): small GTPase binding
Source: RefSeq, a predicted model, not a curated record